GGUGCCAUGCGUUUCGGUGUGAUGGGUGUUCGGAAGGCGCGCGUAUUCCCUUCUGCGCAUGUGCUCACUUUUGUUUGUCGAAGAAAAUUUCCAGUUUUUCAGCAACUGUUGGGAAUUCCUUGAGUGAAAUCAGUUUCCGCAAGCAGGACAUUCGUCAAUUAGCAACAGGAUACACAUAGGGUGCUAUGAGCUGUCUAGGCGAUUGCUCCGAAUUGGGGCCACCGCCCGAUAUGAUUCUGUCCAUGCCUCCGCCGCCGUUGUCAUCGUUUCUUCUGCCGCGGAAUGCAAUCGCACCACGGCCGGCCAAUAAUUCGCAGUCCUGCAUUGCGGCCUUCAUGUGCGAACCGUCCCUGAAGGCGAACGAACAAUCCGGAAUGGAUUUUAUUGAGCUCUCAGGAAAUGGGAUGGAUGAUACGUGGAUAUUCGUUCUCAUCUCGGCCUGUGUGGGUGUUCUUUUGCUGGGAGCGCUCCUGGCAAUGCUCCUCAUCAAAUGCAGAGACUCAUUGAAUUACUCUUACCACGAUAGUAAUUUGAAGCACCCACCGUUGUCAUCGUUAGAUGAACCACAUCUAGGAACAACUAAAUCAGGACUCAUGCCGGGCACAAUCCUUUACACCACCAAUCAGCAAUUCACGCCUGAUAAUCGCACCUUGUGGGCAACUUUGACUCCCCACGGAACCACACAACAUUUCAUUUCCGAUUCCUACUGCAAUCCCGAGGAUCACUACGAAGUCAUCGAUUACGGAAGAAAGCACGAGCAAUAUAUUCCAUCCAAUCAGUGCACUAUUGUGAAGAAUAAAAACUCCUUUGAGAACUCCGGCUUCGUAGACUAUGAUUACGAGGAUCCAACGCCGCUAAUGGAAUCCUAUAACACCUUCGACGACAUGGACUCCGGAUACCAAGAACCGCAUGAAGUAAUCGGAUCGCUCAAUCGCACUCGCUCCAUUGUGUCGUCCCCGACGAGGAUUGAACACCCAAAUCUGGCACCACUUAAUCUGUAUCCCACCCAUCGCAGCAACGGAACGCUGAACAAGAAAAAUACCACUCUCAGCCGCCGCAUUAGUGAUAUCAAGAAUUGAAUCGAGUGAAUUGUGAAUCAAUCAGCAACAAUAACAAACAGCAUCAAUGCUUUCCUUGUUUUGGAGUGAUAAUCAACAGAAAUUCCUACGAGCAGAUACCUUUAUUUGAUAAAAGACGAAACAAAGCACCGCAGAGAGUAUUAUUGUAGUGAUGAACUGUCUAUUUUCACAUCAAACAGAAAACCAAAAGACAGAGUAAUAGUAUCUAUAUUAGUAGAUUAUAUUUUCAAUGGCAUAUUUGGUUGGGUAGAGUUGCACGCUCUUCACGCGGCAAACCAUUAAAUGUCUAAACAAUAGUAAACGAACCCAGUCGUAUUAUUUAUACUGUAGUCACGCGAAUUUGCAGCAUUAUUUUAAUAACCGCGGAUUUUAUCGUCUUACUAUCAGCAGAGUGAAAAUAAAGCUACUAACUAGAUGCAACCAAAUGCAAUAAUUGUCAUAAUCGCUGAACUAAUCAUGAUUCCUACAGCAGAAAGAAAAUUUAAGCAUAGUAAGGCCACAAUAAAGAUUAAAUAAGAAAAA
Molecule: messenger RNA, 1601 nt
Organism: Toxorhynchites rutilus septentrionalis
Lineage: Eukaryota; Metazoa; Arthropoda; Insecta; Diptera; Culicidae
Exons: 4
Coding region: 186-1079 (297 amino acids)
Source: RefSeq, a predicted model, not a curated record